UAGGCACAAACAAAUACUUAUACAUAAAUAAAGCAACGCACGAAGCGUCUGUGGUUGCUGGCAAAAGAUACAAAUUUAGUUUUACUGUAACAAAAAGUAAUAAUUUGAUUACUGUAACGUUGUUUGUAAGGUAAUAAAGAGAGAUUUUGGCGCAUUUCAUUACGUUUCCAAUUCAAAUAAACUACUGACUCGAAACCGUUAUGGAUGAUGACAAAUUAAUGAAGCUGGUGGAAGAGCGUGAUGUACUCUACAAUCGAUUUCAUCCAUACUAUAAGGAUGUUAAUAAGAAGGAGGAGGCUUAUGCCGAAAUAGCCGAAGAAUUAGAUAUACCGGAUGUCCAACUUAUUAUAAGACGUUAUCACAAUCUGCGAGAUCGUUAUACACGUUAUAAGCGUCUAUUGGAAAGCACCGGCGAGGCAAGAUGUUAUCUACCCGUAAUGGAUAAAAUGGAAUUUCUUAAUCCCCACAUAUUUAGCAGAAAAAUGAGACGAAAACAAUAUGUAAGGGUGCCAAGUGAUAUGGAUUCAAGUUCCCCCUGUGAUAAUACAACUAGGAGAACACGAGCCCAAUGUAGUACACCCCAACAAAAAGUGUCGCUACGAAGCGAUAGCGAUGAAGAUUCAAUGGAUCCAUUGCAAUGUGAAGAUGAAUUAGAAACAGUUGCAGAAAUUCCAAUUUCCCUACAUGAAAAAUCCUGUGAAGACAAAAAGGCAUCUACCAUUGUAAUUAACAAUGAUAAUGGCACAUCUAAUCGCCUCAAAAGAAAAUCGGAAACCAAAUCACUUCAAACGGGUAAAAAAUCUACUAACUCGAGUUUAAGAAAUAUUGAUGAGGAGUUUAGUGAGGCAAUUCAAAGUUUUCAUCGAGUGUGCAAGGCAAGAGAAGAACGCCAAAAGGAUGGUGCCCUGCAAGGUUUUCGUCAAAUGAUCAUAUCUACACUAGCCGAUAUGAGUGAAACUAAACAGACCAAAGCGAUGUUGUGUGUUACCGAAGCUGUGCUAAAAAUUAAAAUGGAACCAGAAGAAUAGGGAAUGUUAACGUCAUUAUUUUUAUAAAAUAGACUCAAAUAGAUAUUGUAUUCUGAAGGAUGCAAAUUAUUAAAUUGUUUUUGCUGUACUUUUUUUCUUGAUUAAGCUUUGAAUUAAAAGUAAUUAGACACAUAUGAAUACUGUUUUCAAUAAAAACAACUAUAAUUUAAA
Messenger RNA from Musca domestica (house fly), 1199 nucleotides. RefSeq lists its product as uncharacterized. Gene Ontology annotation, cellular component: transcription regulator complex; nucleus. Bases 201 to 1028 code for a protein of 275 amino acids. Gene Ontology annotation, biological process: regulation of transcription by RNA polymerase II. Lineage: Eukaryota; Metazoa; Arthropoda; Insecta; Diptera; Muscidae. The record is from RefSeq and is a predicted model, not a curated record. The transcript is spliced from 4 exons.